Trichoplusia ni (cabbage looper) is the source of this 1710-nucleotide messenger RNA. RefSeq names its product ubiquitin-conjugating enzyme E2 Q2. Gene Ontology annotation, biological process: protein polyubiquitination. Gene Ontology annotation, molecular function: ubiquitin conjugating enzyme activity. Gene Ontology annotation, cellular component: nucleus. The record is from RefSeq and is a predicted model, not a curated record. Lineage: Eukaryota; Metazoa; Arthropoda; Insecta; Lepidoptera; Noctuidae. The transcript has 8 exons. The coding region runs from base 121 to 1260 and encodes 379 amino acids.
UAAUUUCCGCCAUUACGUUCCGCCAUUUUGCUUGGUCGCGGAGUGAACGUAAAAUUUAAUCUCAUGUAUUUUAUCGUGGAUAACUAUUAGUUAGUUUAGAAUUAGUGUUUCAACACACUAAUGGCUUGCUUAAAUACACUUAAGUUAGAAAUCAAAACUUUAGAACAAGUGUUUCCAAAAAACCAUGAACGGUUUCAGAUAAUGUCAGCUAGUGUCGACGAACUGACCUGCAGAUUCGUUGGCAAAAAUGGAAAGAAAUACGAAAUCCAUGCUAAUAUUACUGAGACAUACCCCAACACACCACCUGUAUGGUUUGCUGACAGUGAGGAUCCCAUCGUGACCAAUGCUGUUCAGAUCCUCACAAACACACAAGGCAGAGAUAACCAUGUUAUAAAUCAGGUUGGUAUAUUGUUGAGAGAACUAUGCAAGUUACAUGGAGUGCCAGAGCCCCCAGAUUUGGAUUCCUUGUCACUUCCAGUGCACCCCGCGCCGCAACAGAGAGUUCCAAGUGUGACGUCAAACGGUGCAGAAUCCGGCACUGAGGAGGAUGAAGAAAUGGCCGCUGAGGAAGACGAAUCUGAAGGAGAGGAUGACUUGCCACUAGAAAUGGUCGACGAUGCUGGUCGCAGCAACAAAGAUGACAUGGAAACAGAGCACCUAGCGACACUGGAACGGCUGCGGCAGAACCAACGAGCGGACUACCUGUCAGGCAGCGUGUCCGGCAGCCUGCAGGCCACAGACAGACUCAUGAAGGAACUACGGGAUAUAUACCGCUCACAUUCCUUCAAGAAUAACAUGUAUUCUAUUGAGCUAGUAAACGAUUCACUGUACGAGUGGAACAUCAGACUCCGUUCAGUAGAUCCGGACAGUCCACUGCACAAUGACCUGCUUGUGCUCAAAGAAAAAGAGGGCAAGGACUCAAUACUACUGAACAUCAUGUUCAAGGAGACAUACCCCUUCGAGCCGCCGUUCGUUAGGGUCGUUUAUCCCAUUAUAUCAGGCGGCUACGUGCUAGUCGGCGGCGCGAUAUGCAUGGAGCUGCUGACCAAGCAGGGCUGGUCGUCCGCCUACACGGUGGAGGCCGUCAUCAUGCAGAUCGCGGCCACGCUGGUCAAGGGCAAGGCGCGCAUCCAGUUCGGCGCGACCAAGGUCGUGUCGCAGUCGCAGUACAGCCUGGCGCGCGCGCAACAGAGCUUCAAGUGCCUCGUGCAGAUACACGAGAAGAAUGGAUGGUUUACGCCACCGAAGGAGGACGGCUAAUGCAGGCUAUCUCCCUGCCGUUACAUUUAAGACUAAACGUGCAACAUAGACAGUAACGCCCAAACAGACAAACAACUGCUCCAAAUUUGACAAGUGACUGAGUUUGCGUGAAACUUUGCAUUAUGAUUCCAUUAUGAUGUUUGUUUGAUUAUUGAGACGCAAUUAUGUAUGUGUUAAGUAUGACUGAGGAACUUCGUGGUCGAUAUCUCGACAAUUGUACGUGUACUUUAAUCGUUAAGUGCUAUUGAUGUUCUGAAGAUGUGCGGGCGUUCGCGAGAGACUAUACAAGACUUAUAGACAAAAUGUUUAACUGUGUAACGUUUUUGUAAUCAUUAAUUUUCUCAGAAAAAAAGUUAUCCAUAUGGUAGCCCUAGACGUUACUGGAGUGUAAAGUUGAAAAAUUCUUUGCAUUUCUUUUUAGUUAUUGAAAUAAAAAACCUGUGAUUCUUA